AUGCCAAAACUCUUCUAGCCUCUGAGAAUGUGAGCACUGGCCAAAAGUUGGACUUUUCCGAUACAAUGGUACAGCAGAAGCUGGAUGAAGUAAAGGACCAAAUCAAGCGGGAAAUAAGGAAGGAACUUAAAAUCAAGGAGGGAGCAGAGAACCUCAGGAAGGUUACAACAGAUAAAAAGAACUUGGCAUAUGUGGACAACAUUUUGAAAAAAUCGAAUAAGAAGUUAGAAGACUUACAUCAUAAGUUACAGGAGUUAAAUGCACACAUUGUUGUAACGGAUCCAGAAGAUGUUGCAGAUUGUCCUAGGACUCCUGAUACUCCAAAUAGCGAUCCUCGUUUUUCUACUAACAACAGAUUGAUGGCCUUAAAGAAGCAAUUGGAUAUAGAACUGAAGGUAAAACAGGGAGCAGAAAAUAUGAUACAGAUGUACUCAAAUGGCUCUUCAAAGGAUCGAAAACUUCUUGCCACAGCUCAGCAGAUGCUCCAGGACAGCAAGACAAAAAUAGAAGUUAUAAGGAUGCAGAUUCUUCAGGCGGUCCAGACCAAUGAACUGGCUUUUGAUAAUGCAAAACCUGUGAUAAGCCCUCUGGAACUCCGAAUGGAAGAAUUACGGCAUCAUUUUAGGAUAGAGUAUGCUGUAGCAGAAGGUGCAAAAAAUGUGAUGAAAUUACUUGGAUCUGGGAAAGUUACCGACAGAAAGGCACUUUCAGAAGCACAAGCAAGAUUUAAUGAAUCAAGCCAGAAGUUGGACCUCUUGAAGUAUUCACUGGAACAGAGGUUGAAUGAACUUCCUAAAAACCAUCCCAAAAGCAGUAUUAUUAUAGAAGAGCUUUCAUUGGUCUCUUCACCCACAUUAAGUCCUCGUCAAAGCGUAAUAUCUACUCAAAACCAGUACAGUACGCUGUCCAAACCAGCAGCUUUAACAGGUACCCUGGAAGUUAGGCUAAUGGGCUGCCAAGAUAUUUUGGAAAACGUCCCCGGUCGAUCAAAAGCCACGUCGAUUACGCUACCUGGUUGGAGUCCAAACGAAGCCAGAUCCUCUUUCAUGAGCAGAACCAGUAAAACUAAAAGCGGGAGUAGUAGAAACCUUCUGAAAACCGAUGACCUGUCCAAUGAAGUCUGUGCUGUACUGAAGCUGGAUAACACUGUGGUUGGUCAAACUAGCUGGAAACCUAUUUCCAAUCAGUCAUGGGAUCAGAAAUUUACACUGGAACUAGACAGGUCACGUGAAUUAGAAAUCUCAGUUUAUUGGCGUGACUGGAGAUCUUUGUGUGCAGUCAAGUUUCUGAGGUUGGAAGAUUUCCUGGAUAACCAACGGCAUGGCAUGUGUCUCUAUCUUGAACCCCAGGGCACUCUGUUUGCAGAGGUUACGUUUUUUAAUCCAGUUAUUGAAAGAAGACCAAAACUCCAGAGGCAGAAGAAAAUUUUUUCAAAACAGCAAGGCAAAACGUUUCUCAGAGCUCCUCAAAUGAAUAUUAAUAUUGCCACUUGGGGAAGGCUGGUAAGAAGAGCUAUUCCUACAGUAAAUCACUCUGGCACCUUCAGCCCUCAAGCGUCAGUGCCUGCUACUGGGCCAGUGGUUGAUGCACACAUUCCUGAACUCACACUGCCAGCCAGCGACUCUCCUGUAGCCAAAUUGGACUUUGAACUUGAGCCUGAGCCUCCACCUGCUCCACCCCGUGCAUCUUCCCUUGGGGAAAUAUGUGAAUCUUCCUCCGAGAUAAAGGCUCCUGACGCACCAUCUCAGGACGAAGUAACAACUUUUGAUUUUGAAAAUGGCAGAAAUAGCAUUGUCCCGAAACUCCAGCCUGAAGUAAUCUGUGAGUCUGAUGCUCCCCGUUCAGACAUAAAAUACACCAACACCCGAGAGCCCGAAGACAGAAGAUCACAACAAAGGUUUCAGUUCAGUCUGAAGGAUUUCAGAUGUUGUGCUGUACUGGGCAGAGGACAUUUUGGAAAGGUGCUGUUGGCAGAGUACAAAAACACAAACGAGAUGUUUGCUAUUAAAGCCUUAAAGAAAGGAGAUAUUGUCGCUCGUGAUGAAGUAGACAGCCUGAUGUGUGAAAAGCGAAUAUUUGAAACUGUGAAUAGUGUAAGACAUCCCUUCUUGGUGAACCUUUUUGCUUGUUUCCAAACCAAAGAUCACGUUUGCUUCGUAAUGGAAUAUGCUGCUGGUGGGGAUCUGAUGAUGCACAUUCACACCGAUGUCUUCUCUGAACCAAGAGCAGUAUUCUACGCUGCGUGUGUGGUUCUUGGACUUCAGUAUUUACACGAGCACAAGAUAGUAUAUAGAGAUUUGAAGUUGGAUAACUUAUUGCUGGACACAGAAGGCUUCGUGAAAAUUGCUGACUUUGGUCUUUGCAAAGAAGGAAUGGGAUUUGGAGACAGAACAAGCACGUUCUGUGGCACGCCGGAAUUUCUUGCUCCAGAGGUGCUGACAGAAACCUCCUACACCAGAGCUGUUGACUGGUGGGGUCUUGGUGUACUUAUCUAUGAGAUGCUAGUGGGUGAGUCUCCCUUCCCUGGAGAUGAUGAAGAGGAGGUGUUUGACAGUAUUGUGAAUGAUGAAGUGAGAUAUCCCCGAUUUCUGUCCACAGAAGCCAUCUCUAUAAUGAGACGGCUGCUACGAAGAAAUCCGGAGCGGCGUCUCGGAGCUGGCGAGAAAGAUGCUGAGGAUGUGAAAAAGCAUCACUUCUUCAGGCUCAUAGAUUGGAAUGCUUUACUGGCCAAGAAAGUGAAGCCUCCUUUUGUGCCCAUCAUUAGAGGACGAGAAGAUGUUAGUAAUUUUGAUGACGAAUUUACCUCUGAAGCACCUAUCCUCACUCCACCUCGGGAACCAAGGAUACUUUCAGAAGAAGAGCAGGAAAUGUUCAGAGAUUUUGAUUACAUUGCUGAUUGGUGUUAA
This is a messenger RNA of Leptosomus discolor (cuckoo roller), 2906 nucleotides long. NCBI's taxonomy places the organism in Eukaryota, Metazoa, Chordata, Aves, Leptosomiformes, Leptosomidae. The record is from RefSeq and is a predicted model, not a curated record.